Messenger RNA from Vitis riparia (riverbank grape), 3119 nucleotides. RefSeq names its product protein VACUOLELESS1. Gene Ontology annotation, biological process: endosomal transport; intracellular protein transport; vacuole fusion, non-autophagic. Lineage: Eukaryota; Viridiplantae; Streptophyta; Magnoliopsida; Vitales; Vitaceae. Gene Ontology annotation, molecular function: actin binding. The record is from RefSeq and is a predicted model, not a curated record. The transcript has 15 exons. Gene Ontology annotation, cellular component: cytoplasm; HOPS complex; endosome. Bases 270 to 2786 code for a protein of 838 amino acids.
CUUUGUAUUGAAUUCUUACCGGACUUGAAACUGCUUCGUUUCAUUCCUCAUCGAUUCCCUCUGCGAAGUUCUGAUUUUGCCCUGCAAUUCUAGGGUUUGGUUUUAGGAUCAAAAUCUGGGGUUUGUUUCGAAAGCCCUAAAAUCAAUAUUCAAAAGGCUAACGUUUCAGGGACCGUACAAUAGCUUUUCCAUGACAACUUAGGGUUUGUUUGGGUUUGAAUAUCAGAAUCUAGCGUUUCAGGAACCCUAGAGUCGAUAUCCGAAUUGGUAUGGCAAACGUCUCGGUGGCUGCAGAAUGGCAGCUACUCUACAACAGGUACUACCGGAAGCCGGAAAUCUACCCAAUGCAGUGGAAGCACAUCGACCUCAGUCGAAACAAGGUUGCCGGUGCCCCCUUCGGCGGCCCAAUUGCCGUCAUCCGUGACGACUCCAAGAUCGUCCAGCUCUACGCCGAAUCCGCCCUCCGCAAACUCCGAAUCUUCAACUCCGCCGGCGUACAAAUCUCCGAAACCGUCUGGAAACACCCUGGCGGCCGCCUCGUCGGCAUGGCGUGGACUGACGAUCAAACUCUCAUCUGCGUGGUUCAAGACGGAACCGUUUUUAGGUACAAUGUUCAUGCUGAGCUCCAAGAGCCGAACAUUUCAAUGGGCAAGGAGUGUUUUGAGCAAAAUGUGGUUGAGUGUGUGUUUUGGGGCAAUGGAAUGGUCUGUAUAACUGAGGCUAAUCAAAUUUUCUGUAUAUCGGAUUUCAAGAAUCCGAAUCCGUGUAAGCUUGCUGACCCAAAUUUGGAUGAGUAUCCACUUUGUGUAGCGGUGAUCGAGCCGCAGUACACAAUGUCGGGCAAUGUGGAAGUGCUUCUUGCGGUGGAUGAUCUUGUCUUGCUUGUUGAGGAGGAUGGUGUUCAGCAGUUGGGAGUUGGAAUUGGGCCGCUGCAGAAAAUGGUGGUAUCGCGGAAUGGGAAGUUGCUGGCAUCAUUUACACAUGAUGGACGGCUUUUAGUUAUAUCCACAGAUUUUUCGAAGAUCAUUUUUGAGUACAGUUGUGAGUCAGCUCUUCCUCCUGACCAGCUAUCUUGGUGUGGAAUGGAUAGUGUGCUACUUUAUUGGGAUGAUAUGCUUUUGAUGGUGGGUCCUUAUGGGGAUCCAGUGCGCUAUCUUUAUGAUGAACCGAUAAUUCUUAUCCCAGAGUGUGAUGGAGUGAGAAUACUUUCAAAUACAAGCAUGGAAUUUCUGCAACGAGUUCCUGAUUCCACCGUGUCCAUCUUUAAGAUUGGAAGCACACUACCUGCAGCCUUAUUGUAUGAUGCCUUGGAUCAUUUUGAUCGGCGUAGUGCCAAGGCGGAUGAAAAUUUGAGAUUGAUUCGCUCAUCCUUGCCUGAGGCUGUUGAAGCAUGUAUUGAUGCUGCUGGUCAUGAAUUUGAUGUUUCACGGCAACGUACACUACUAAGAGCUGCGAGCUAUGGCCAAGCCUUUUGCAGCCAUGUUCAACGUGAUCGUUUUCAAGAGAUGUGUAAGACUCUACGGGUCUUGAAUGCUGUCCACAACAGUGAGAUUGGGAUCCCUCUUAGUAUUCAGCAAUACAAGUUGCUUACAGCACCAGUUCUGAUUGGUCGAUUGAUUAAUGUGCAUCAACACCUUCUUGCAUUACGGAUAUCAGAAUAUCUUGGCAUGAACCAAGAGGUGGUCAUAAUGCAUUGGGCAUGUUCAAAGAUAACGGCAUCAUUAGCAAUUCCUGAUGCCACUCUCCUUGAAAUCUUACUUGAUAAGCUCAGAUUAUGCAAAGGCAUAUCUUUUGCAGCUGUUGCUGCUCAUGCAGAUAAAAAUGGCCGUCGGAAACUAGCUGCUAUGCUUGUUGAACAUGAAUCACGUUCUUCCAAGCAGGUUCCUCUCUUGUUAAGCAUAGGGGAGGAAGAUACAGCUCUGACUAAGGCAACUGAAAGUGGUGAUACUGACCUUGUUUAUCUAGUUCUCUUUCAUAUUUGGCAGAAGAGGCCUGCACUGGAGUAUUUUGGAAUGAUACAGGCCAGACCCCUGGCACGCGAUUUGUUCAUAACUUAUGCAAGGUGUUAUAAGCAUGAAUUCCUAAAGGACUUCUUUCUAUCUACUGGGCAGCUUCAAGAUGUUGCUUUUCUGUUAUGGAAAGAGUCGUGGGAACUAGGAAAGAAUCCCAUGGCAAGCAAAGGAUCUCCACUUCAUGGUCCACGGAUCAAGAUAAUUGAAAAGGCCCAAAGUCUUUUCUCAGAAACCAAAGAACAUACCUUUGAGUCAAAGGCUGCUGAAGAGCAUGCUAAAUUGAUAAGAAUUCAACAUGAGUUAGAAGUGACUACUAAGCAGGCCAUUUUUGUUGAUUCAAGUAUCAGUGAUACGAUUCGCACAUGUAUUGUACUGGGAAAUCAUCGUGCUGCAAUGAAGGUUAAAACAGAAUUCAAGGUUUCUGAAAAGAGAUGGUACUGGCUUAAAGUUUUUGCUUUGGCUACAAUCAGAGAUUGGGAUGCCCUAGAAAAGUUCUCAAAAGAGAAGAGACCACCAAUUGGUUAUCGGCCUUUUGUGGAGGCUUGCAUUGAUGCAGAUGAGAAAGGUGAAGCACUAAAAUAUAUUCCCAAACUUACAGAUCCACGGGAAAGAGCUGAGUCUUAUGCUCGGAUUGGCAUGGCCAAGGAAGCUGCAGAUGCUGCUUCUCAGGCAAAGGAUGGUGAAUUGCUUGGUCGAUUGAAGUUGACUUUUGCACAAAAUGCUGCAGCUUCAUCAAUAUUUGAUACUCUUCGGGACAGAUUAGGAGUCGCUUAGUCUAUUCUUCCCCCAUUUGUUUUUCUCUUACCUUUCCCCUUUAUUUGCAUUUUGGUUUCAGUUUUGUAUGCGUGUUGUGUGCAUAUCUUUUUAACUUAUCUUGGGCUGACACAAGGUCAGAUGCUCUGUGACUAUGUGGUUGUAACCACUGAAUCUACAGCUUGUAAUCUUUUAGAAGUUGGUUUUUUAAGGGAAUCGGAUUUUAAGUUGCCACUGAGGAACCUGCUUGGGCAUGGUGAAUCUUCUUUUCGAUUUUCUUUGUAUAUUAAAUCUUUGUAUGAAUACAGUCAACUUUCUUUGCCGGUUGUCUAAAAGAAGCCAAUCCUUCCAUGA